UGGAACCACAAAUCCAUGUGAAAAUUUUCUGGCCCUAAAAGUUAAAACUUUUAUAUGCUAGACUAGAAGAGACCCAUGAUUUUGUAAGAUAAUGCUCCCACCCACUUUUUUCUUGCACUAAACACACAGACACAGUUAGAUCUGCUUCCUCUAUCCACCGGAAAAAAUAAAAAUGGAAGCUUUACUUUCCCAAUUCAGCUUCCUCUCCGACCAGGCCCUUCAAGACAAGAACUUUGACCCUUCCACAAUCGAAGAUCUGAUGAAGCUGUUCGAGAUCGAAUCCUACAAGGCAUGGGCAGCUGCUGAACUGGAGCAAGAGAGAGAGGUGGAGGAAGCAGAAGCUGGCAUGGAAGAAGCCGAGGAGUACCUUGACUCGGUCAUGGAGAAUGCCAUGGAUGAGUUCAGACGCUUUGAACAAGAGCUUGAGAAGAUGGCAAAAGAUGAAAUGGAAAACCUGGUUCAAACUGCUGAAAGAGCCAGAAAAAUGGGAAAUUUGAUGGAGAAAGGUGCCUCUAUCGCUUCCAAGAAGUAUAUUGAGGCUGCUCUCAAUUCAGCCACUGCUUCCAUGAAAUCAGCUUGGAAAGGUAUUUCUUCUGGAAAGGUUCAUCCUUCUUAAUCUAUCUCCAAUGUCCAAUACCCUGAUUCUAUAUAUAUGUAUUCAGUUCAGGUUAAACCUGUUAAUAAAUAUAUUUCAAACCCCUUUUACUCUUCUUUGUUGUUUUCAAUUUCUGGUGAUUACAUUGCUGCUUUGGAAAAAUAGAAACUUGAUUAUAUCAGAAUUGUACCAAUUGAGAUGCUGAGGAACUUUCAGCCAAAAUUGUAAACACAAAACAUAUUCACCACUGUUGUUGAUAAGGCGAAAUCUGUGGUUUGAGUUGAGUGCAUCGUUCUGUUUAUGUAACAAUACAAGGCUUAUGAUUCAAGCAGCUUAAUGAAUGUUCAACAUUCUUAUAGUAAUUAUCAAUUUACAUGUU
Molecule: messenger RNA, 974 nt
Organism: Vigna unguiculata (cowpea)
Lineage: Eukaryota; Viridiplantae; Streptophyta; Magnoliopsida; Fabales; Fabaceae
Source: RefSeq, a predicted model, not a curated record